CGAGAGACAAAGCUCCACGACGAAAGCGCUCUUCUACCUACCUAGGGCAAAAACAAACAUCUCCCACCUGAGGAUUUUUUUUUUUGCAGAAUCUUUCUUCCCAUCUGCUUCUCCAAUUCCUUAUCCAAUCGUCCCGCCGCAAAAUAGGGUAUCUUUUUGGAGCGUCUCACUCGACUGUAUCCAGAAGAAGACAGAAAUGGCAGUCUGUUCUUCUUUCUCAUCUAUGGUCAAAGCUCCCAGUAGUAUUUGCUGUCCCAUGAGAAGUCGCCCAUCAUCUCCAACUGCAAUCACAGUACUGAAUCUACUCCCACAAAAGUCCAAUCUCAAAUUCUCCACAUCAAUUUCGAAUCCCAGCACACGAUCUCUCUUCUUCACCAGAACCCCUAAAUCCCAGCCCCAAACCCGAUUUCCCUCCUCGACCAUCCGAUCGCUCUUCACUGGAAUCGUCGAAGAAAUGGGGCAAGUCAAGCACCUGGGCAACACCGCCGACGGCGGAUUCGACCUCAAGAUCCGAGCCAGCACCGUCCUCGAGGGCGUCCAUCUUGGCGACAGCAUCGCCGUCAACGGCACCUGCCUCACGGUGACCGAGUUCACCGACGAAGACUUCACCGUGGGGUUAUCCCCUGAGACUCUUCGGAAGACGUCCCUGAUAGAGCUCGAGGCCGGUUCGGCGGUGAACUUGGAGCGGGCGGUUCAGCCCACGAGCCGGAUGGGCGGGCAUUUCGUGCAGGGACAUGUGGACGGGACGGGGGAGAUUGUUGGCAAGGAUACAGAAGGGGAUUCGCUGUGGGUGAAGGUGAAGGUGGACAGAGGGCUGUUGAAGUAUGUUGUUCCGAAAGGGUUUAUCGCGGUGGACGGGACGAGUCUGACGGUGGUGGAUGUGUUUGAUGAGGAGAGCUGCUUCAAUUUCAUGCUCGUGGCUUAUACGCAGCAGAAGGUUGUGAUCCCUUUCAAGAAUGUUGGGCAGAAGGUGAACUUGGAGGUGGACAUUCUGGGCAAGUACGUGGAGCGGCUGCUCAGCAGUGGGUUUGUGGAAUCCAUCAAACCUGCAGCAUGA
Messenger RNA from Linum tenue, 1057 nucleotides. The record is from the annotation of a GenBank genome assembly. Lineage: Eukaryota; Viridiplantae; Streptophyta; Magnoliopsida; Malpighiales; Linaceae.